AUGGAAGGAGAAGGAAGGGGAUGUCAUCAUCUUAUUGACAGGAGCAGGGGAAUGGGUUUGGUGUUGGUUUUGAUUACUGUGACGGUGAGUUUGAGUGUAGGAGGAGGAGGGAUAGGGGUUGCAGCAUCAACAGCUGAGGUUCAUGUCGUGGGAGGAAAUCGUGGGUGGGAUAUUGUUUCAGAUAUUGCGGCAUGGGUUUGCAUAUUCAUCGGGAGCAGAGAGAGCAUAGUAGAGGUGGGGAGCAGGGAAGAGUUGGAGGCUUGCGACGUCACCAACCCCAUCCAUAUGUACACGGAUGGCCUGGAUAGCAUCACCCUCGAUGGUGUAGGCACCCGCUUCUUCGCCAGCAGCAGCAGUGAUAGUUGCAGAAAGGGGCUCAAGCUGAACAUCGAUGUGUUGCCGUCACAGCAGCCUACCCAGUUUCAUGAUCAGAUGGACCCCCUUACCACUACCAUCCCUUCUUAUGAGUUAGUAGAUGCUGACGCCGUCGCUGCAGGACCCACCACCCCAUCUGCAGCAGGCCCCUCCUCCUCUGCCAUGCCUUGCCCUGUUCUUGUUGUUCUUCUUGCCUUUCUUUUAAUCUGA
Macadamia integrifolia is the source of this 585-nucleotide messenger RNA. Its product is annotated as uclacyanin 1-like. NCBI's taxonomy places the organism in Eukaryota, Viridiplantae, Streptophyta, Magnoliopsida, Proteales, Proteaceae. The transcript is spliced from 2 exons. The record is from RefSeq and is a predicted model, not a curated record. Gene Ontology annotation, molecular function: electron transfer activity. The coding region runs from base 1 to 585 and encodes 194 amino acids.